Messenger RNA from Antechinus flavipes (yellow-footed antechinus), 8760 nucleotides. RefSeq names its product ATPase cation transporting 13A2 (gene ATP13A2). The transcript is spliced from 29 exons. Gene Ontology annotation, cellular component: membrane. The record is from RefSeq and is a predicted model, not a curated record. Lineage: Eukaryota; Metazoa; Chordata; Mammalia; Dasyuromorphia; Dasyuridae. Gene Ontology annotation, biological process: intracellular calcium ion homeostasis; autophagosome-lysosome fusion; regulation of mitochondrion organization. Bases 138 to 3674 code for a protein of 1178 amino acids. Gene Ontology annotation, molecular function: ATP hydrolysis activity; ATPase-coupled monoatomic cation transmembrane transporter activity; P-type ion transporter activity.
GAGCAGACUAUACCUCUGCGGCUUGGGCGCUGGGGCUGCAGAUGCGGCGGCGGCGGCGGCGGCAGCGGCUGCAGAAGCCGGCUUAGCCUCGGCGACAGCAUUGCUCCGAGCCUCUGGGCGGCUGGGGCUCUGGGGCGAUGGGCUCCUGCUGGAGCCGGCGGGACUCGCGCAGACAGCGGCUGGACAGUCUCCUGCCCCACUAUGGAACUUUACCACGGAAUCCAGCCAAGACCUGUGUGGAAGUGAUCGGCUACCAGCAAAGCCUGUGGCGCACCGGCCUGUGUCAUGUGGGGGCCCUGCUGACCGUUGGCAUCUUGCUGUUGAUCUUCCACUGGAAGCCCCAGCUCAAGGUCAAGGCCAGGUGCACCCCCUGCCCCUUAAAGCUGGCUGAAUGGUUGAUCAUCAAGGAUCAGUUUGGGCAGCUUUUCACCACCCGGGUGCAAACUGAGCUUGUCAGUGAGGGCAGCCUGAACCAUCCCCAGGAAGGUCGAUGGGAUUGGAAGCUGGAGGACGAUGGAAGGAAUCACGUGGCUGUGGGGGUCUCACAGGAGGAAGCCUGGAGAGACACCAUUCAACUCUGCAGGAAGGAGGAGCAAAACAUCCUGAGAUAUUAUGUCUUCGAAGGGGUCCGAUAUAUAUGGUUUGAGGCUCAGCAAGCCUUCCGUCGUGUCAGUGUGCUAGAUGAGACCAAGACCUGUGAAGACCUUCAUCAUUCCAGCACUGGACUCAGCCUCCAGGACCAAAACAUAAAAAAGAAGAUAUAUGGUCUUAAUCUGAUUGAUGUACCCAUCAAAUCAUAUGCUCGGCUUCUGGUGGAUGAGGUGCUGAAUCCGUUCUACCUGUUCCAGGCUUUCAGCAUCGCCCUGUGGCUGUGGGACACCUACUACUACUAUGCCGGUUGCAUCUUCACCAUCUCCAUUGUCUCCAUCGUCCUGGCCCUCUAUGAGACCAGAAAGCAAAGCCGGAGCCUGCAAAAUAUGGUGAAGAUGACCAUGAGCGUGAGCGUGCGCCGAGGCGGGGGAGAAAAUAUGCUGGUCAAUUCCACGGAGCUGGUGCCUGGAGACUGCUUGGUACUCCCUGCCAGGGGGAUGCUGAUGCCCUGCGAUGCUGCCCUCCUGUCCGGAGAGUGCAUGGUCAACGAGAGCAUGCUGACAGGGGAGAGUGUCCCAGUGAUGAAGACCUCCCUCCCCAACGGUCCCUUUCCCUACUCCCCUGAGGAGCACCGCCGACAUACGCUCUUCUGUGGAACACAAGUCUUGCAAGCCAAAGCCUACAUGGAAAAUGAUGUCUUGGCGGUGGUGACCCGGACAGGAUUUUGUACUGCCAAAGGGGAUCUGGUUAGCUCCAUCCUCCACCCCAAACCCAUCAGCUUCAAAUUCUACAGGGAUGCGCUGAAAUUCGUCUUCAUUCUCUCUAUCCUGGCUUUCGUGGGCACCAUCUAUAGCAUCGUGAUCUUAAUCCACAACAAGGUAGCAAUAAAGGAGAUUGUGAAACGGUCCCUAGACUUGGUGACCGUGGUGGUACCUCCGGCACUCCCAGCAGCCAUGACGGUUGCCAUCAUCUCCGCCCAGAAUCGUCUCAAGAAACAAAAAAUCUUCUGUAUUAGCCCACCUCGCAUCAACUUGGGAGCCAAGCUGCGGCUGGUCUGUUUUGACAAGACAGGUACAUUGACAGAGGAAGGCCUGGAUGUUUGGGGUGUGCUCCCUCUGAAAGGUUACGAUUCCCCACUCCCAGACCCACGGCAGCUCCCGGGAGGUCCCCUGCUCACCACCCUGGCCUCCUGUCAUUCCCUCUCUUUGCUAAAUGACCAACCCAUUGGUGAUCCUAUUGACCUCAAAAUGGUGGAGUCUACUGGCUGGUUGCUUGAAGAAGUGGGGUCGGAGACCCUAGUGUUUGGGACCAAGGUCAUGGCUGUGAUGAGACCCCCACCCCCAGAGGAGCAACUUCAAGGGACAGAGCCCCCGGUGCCCAUUGGCAUUCUCUGCCGAUUCCCCUUCUCAUCAAGCUUGCAGCGGAUGAGCGUGGUGGUCGUGCGGCAGGGGGAAGCCCAUGCUGAAGCCUACGUGAAGGGGGCCCCUGAGAUGGUGGCCAGCCUCUGUACCCCAGACACAGUGCCGCCAAAUUUCUUUCAAGAGCUCCAGCACUACACAGCGAAUGGAUUCCGGGUCCUGGCCUUGGCAUUCAAGCCCCUGCCCAUCGCUCCUACUCUGGAGAAAGCUCAGCAGCUAGCCAGGACAGAAGUGGAGAGCGAGCUGACUAUGCUGGGCCUUCUGAUGAUGAAGAACGUGCUGAAACCUGAGACAGAGCCCACCAUCCAAGCCCUACGCAGGGCUAACAUCCGUACCGUUAUGGUCACAGGUGACAACAUGCUGACUGCAGUUAAUGUGUCUCAGACCUGCGGUAUGGUAAAGCCCCAAGAGCCGGUGGUGUUUGUCCAUGCUUCAGCCCCCGCCCGUGGCAAACCAGCUUCAAUCAAGUUUGUCCCCUUUGAGCACUCCCCAGGAGGGGAACAAGCUGAACCCAAAGGGUACAUUGUGGAGCUGACUGAGGAGCCCUGCCAUCUGGCACUGAACGGGAAGGCAUUUGCUGUGAUUUUGGAUCAUUUUCCUGAACUUUUGCCCAAGAUCCUGCUCCAGGCCACCAUCUUUGCCCGGAUGACACCGGAACAGAAGACUCAGCUGGUGUGUGGCUUCCGAAACCUGGACUACUAUGUGGGCAUGUGUGGAGAUGGGGCCAAUGACUGUGGGGCUCUGAAGGCAGCCGAUGUGGGCAUCUCCCUAUCCGAGGCCGAAGCUUCGGUGGCGUCUCCUUUCACCUCCCAAAUCACCAACAUUGAGUGUGUACCUAAGGUGAUCAGGGAAGGGCGUUGCUCGCUGGUCACCUCCUUCUGCAUUUUCCAGUACAUGGCCCUCUAUAGCUUCAUUCAGUUCAUCUCCGUCCUAGUGCUCUACACUAUCAAUACCAAUCUAGGUGAUCUACAGUUUCUCUUCAUUGACUUGGCCAUCACAACCUCGGUGACGGUGCUAAUGAGUUUCACAGAGCCCGCCCCAGAGUUGGGGGUCUCCCGGCCCCCCGGCGCCCUGCUCCGUGCAGCCGUCCUGGGCAGCCUCUUCCUACAGACCGCUCUGGUUCUCACCAUCCAGCUCAGCGGCUACUUCAUCACCGUCUCCCAGCCCUGGUUUGUCCCUUUAAAUAGGACUGUGUCAGGGGCCCAGAACCUGCCCAACUAUGAGAACACGGUCAUCUUCUGCCUCUCGGGGUUCCAGUACCUCACGCUGGCUGUGACCAUGUCUAAGGGUCCCCCCUUCCGCCGCCCACUCUACACAAAUGUGGCUUUCCUCUUGGUCUUAUUGUUGCUGGCCGUCAUCCUGGUCGUACUCACCUUGGGCCUGCUGGACUUCCUGCUGAGGUGGCUGACCCUGAAGGACAUCCAGGAUAUCCGGUUCAAGCUGCUCCUGCUCGGCCUGGCUGCCCUCAACUUCGUGGCCGCGUUCAUGCUAGAGUGCAUCUCUGACCAGUGGAUCCCCAGGUGCUUGCGCCACCUCUGCCCAAAGAAGGCCUCCAAAAAGUUUUUCAAGCGACUUGAACGGGAGCUGGCCCAGCAGCGCACUCCCUGGCCCCCACUCCACCAGCCCAUCCUGGCCACCCCCAAGACAGCCUCCGUGCUGAGGUAGCCCUGGAUCCUGGGGACUUCCUGGGGCGGAGGUCUGAGCCCCCCCCUCCCCACCUCCUCUAUUUAUGCAUCUUGGUAGCAACACUGUCCGUGGCCUGGGCCUGCCUACACACUCCUCGAGUACCUGAGCGCAGAGCCGGACUCGUUCCCAAAGCCAUAUCCGCCGCCCGUGGCUGAGGUCGGAGCCUCUCGGCUCCACAGAAGCCCCUCCUCAGACACUUCAUUCCGUCUUCCUCCCCUGCAGGGAGCGGCUUUACUCCACGUCCUUUCUCAGACCACUUUAGGUCCCUUCUCUCACCUUAGAAAUAGUCUAUCCACGGAGAUGGAGGGGUCCACCCGACACUCGGGGGUCCCCACUGACAGACUGAAUAAAUUUGCCUUAUUUUCCUGGAUGUGCUGAUCUUCUGUGAGAGCCUGGCCCUGACCACUAGCCCCAUGCUCGGGAUGCCCCUGCUUAUGCCCUCCUUGUCCUGAGCCAGCGGAGCAGCAAGGGCAUUGCCCGGAUGUGGCCUGCUGAAGAGAACCUUAGACUGAGAAAGAGGAACUGAGUUCUAGGUUUGGUUCUUUUCUAACACGCUCUGCCAACUCCAUUUCCUUUCCACGAGCCUCGGUUUCCUCUUCUGUAAACUCCUGGACAAUAAUACUUUCAGUGUGACCUACCUCACAGGGUUGUUGUGAGGAAAGUGCCUUGUGAACUUCAGAGGUCUAUAGAAAUGGCCCUUGUCAUCCAGGCAACACUGAACUUACAGCUGGUUGCCUCUGUGACCUUCCAGCACCUUUCUCUACCACAGUGGCCAACAGAAAUGAGAACGGGGGUGGAAAGUGGUGGGGCAGUGUGAAUGGACUGGCGGGAAAAUAAAAGGAAGCACUGAGAGGGUAAGAACUAACCCACGAAUGAUGGAGGCAGGAUUAAGAAAAUAGCUUAACAGAGUAGAGUAUAGGAUCAAACAGAAUAAGACGGAAUUGAAGAGCAACAAAUGUCAAGUCUUACACAUGGUUCAAAAAGCCAAUUUCCCAAGUCCCAAGUAGAUGACAUAGUUAAGUGUUAGUUUUAUCUGAAAAAAUAUCUGGAAUUCUUCGUGGCCUUCAAGGCCUGUAUAAAUAAGUGUUGUGAGAUGAUCAGCAUGAAAACUAAGGAGAUCCUAGGCUACUUAAAGCGACAGAUCAGAAAUGAAGGCCAUCACCCAUUUUGCUCUUUCCUUGCUGAGUAUUGGGUUCACUAUUUCUAGCUUGUCCAGGGAGGCAGCUAGGUGACACGGUGGAUGGAGCUCUGGGAUUGGAAUCAGGAGGUCUCAUUUUCAAGUUCAAAUCUAGCCUCAGACCUUUACUAGCCAUGAUGCUGGGCAAGUCCUUAAUUCUGUGGGUCUCGGUCUGUAAAGUGAGCUGGAGAAAAAAAGGGCAAAGAACUCGGUGGCUUUGCCAAGAAAAAUCCCAAAUGGGGUCAUGAAGAGUCGGACAUAAGUGAACAACAGGGCUUGUCCAGACCAGUGUAAAUUUGGGCACAUCCAGCUGGGCAAUCGGACUAACUCUAUUCCAGCCCAAAAUACUGUGAUCUUAUGAACUGGGGAUGUUGAGUCUGAAAAAGGAAGAGUGGAAUGGGCAAGGACACAUUGGCCAUCUUCACAUAUUCAAAGAUUUCUCAGGUAGACAAUCCCUUCCAAAUGAUGGAUGGGAGAAGGGAACAAUGGAAGGGAUGCUCUUCAACUCGGGCCUUCCAGACCCCAGCCAAGGACCAGAUGGGGGCCCUUCUUCUCCAACCUUCCUGCCCUUUUCUUCUCUCUCACUUGUGGCUAGACACUGAAAUUCACCUCAAGUCCGCUCUCUGCUUCCCAGUGAUGCUUCUGACUCCCGACCCUGAGCAGCAGACAUGGCUAUGAAAUAUAGCCCCUGGAUACUCUGAAAGUUACUGUUUUUCUGUAAGAGGGAGGACCACCAGGUCUUCCCAUUUGAGUUAGUAAUAAAUCUGAGGUCUUCUAGGCCUUGGUGUUUACUCCGUGGCUACUCCCAGACCACUCCCACCCACAUCCCAGGCUCUGCCAUUUGGCUUGCAGACCUCAGGGUCUUGCCUUCCUCCCUUUGUUGUGUCCUUAGGACUUCUGGGACCUUCAUCUUCCUUCUAUACAUGUUGUCUUCCUCAGUUAGAAUGUGAGCUCCCUGAGAGCAGGGACUGCCUCAUUUUUUCUAAUUGUACCCCCAGUGCUUAAUAAAUUUUUUCAUUCAAGAGAGUUCACAGCACAGUGCCCAGCACAGGGCCCUGCUCAGCCCCUGAGAAUAGAAUGAACAGAAAGAGGAUUCAGAUGUAAACACAUACACACCCUUUACAAACCUUUAGAACUGUACAAAAGAGAUACUUCAAGUGUCAUUGUAGAAAUAAAAAAAGAGAGUUGGGAAAGAUUUCAGAGGCCAUGUAAGAGUUACCGUCGAUUUUCUCCUUAGUGGCAGUGUCCAAGCAGAAUCUGGAUGACCACUUGAGAAAGGAACAUUUCUGCUUAGAUGCCCCUUUGUGGUAUCUUCUCGGUGACAAGCCUGGGAGGGACUGACUUGUGGGAAUUGGGAUAAUGAUGACUGGAGGGCUUUCAACUAUGUGAAAUGUUCUGCUUGGCUGCAGAAGGCAAACCAAGGACAAUGGAUGGGCUGCCAAGAAGCCAAUUUAGUUUUGGGGUCAGGUCAGACUUCCUAACAAUGAGUGGAAGUCCUCUGGUAAGGAAAAACAAUGGGGAGGGGGGAUUUCUUUUGGAAAUGGAUUGGACUAGAUGGUCCCUGAGGCCCCUUCAUUGUAUUUUUGUAUUUGAUUUAGUAUUUUUUUUCCAAUUACAUGUAAAGACAGUUUUCAACAUUGAUUUUUGGAAAGAUUUUGAGUUCUAAAUUUUUCUCCCUCUGCAAGAAGGCAAGCAAUCUGAUGUCAAUUAUCCACGUGAAGUCAUGUAAAGCAUAUUUCCACAUUAGUCAUGUUGCGAAAGAAGAAACAAAAGGAAAAAUGAAAAAAAAAACAAAAAGAGAAAAUAGUAUUCUUCAAUUUGUUUCAGACUCCAUCAGUUCUUUCUCUUAAGGGUGAAGAGCAUUUUCAUCUUGAUGACUUUUUUGGAAUUGUCUUGGGUCACUGUAUUACUGAGAAGAGCUAAGUCAGUCAUAGAUGAUCACUGCACAAUGUCGCCGUUACCGUGCUUGAUUUUUUUCUGGUUCUGCUCACUUCGCUCUGCAUCAGUUCGUAUAAAUCUCCAGGUUUUUUCUGAAAUCUGCCUGCUCAUCAUUUCUUGCAGCACAAUAAUACUCCAUCACAUAUACCAAAACUUGUUCAGCCCUUCCUCAACUACUGGGAAUCCUCUCAGUUUCCAGUUCUUUGCUGUGAGGUCCCUUCUAACCCUCAAAUUGGGUGGUUCUAGGUUCCUAAUCUGGGGGAUCAGGAAAUUUUUUUUUAAAAGCUGAUUUUUUCCCCCCAUCGGCUAUCCAGCCAGUGACCACCAGAUGGCGACCAAGCUGAAUAAAGGCCCCACCUCUCAGCCAGAAUUUGGCUGGAAACUAAUCCAGGCUGAUCAAACAGCAGGAGAAUAAAAUGUGAUUCAAAACAAAACUCAAGUACUCCCCGAUUCCCUAACCCCGGUCUUUUGGUAGCCCCUGAAAAUCUGGGCCUGGGAUUGGCUUAAAACACAUCUUGGGUCCCAUCAAAAGUGAGCUCCCUUUUAACAUCCUCUAGCCCAGAGCUACUUCUUCUUGACACUUUUCCUUGGCUCUGAGACUAUCCAGGAGGGAAAGGAAAAGGAAUGGUCAAAAUAUCUGAAUAAUGGCUGUGGCUGAUGCUGAACUAACGUGGCCAUUCUCCAGGCACCAGGGUUUGACAGAUGAGGUAAAGCAUACAAGUCCCCCUGAUUCAUUGGGAAUUCUCAGCUGAGCAAAGGGCUGGGGAUUCCUUGUCAAGGAGAGGAAAGAAGACUUGAGUUUAAGGAACACCUGGUGUGGAUGGACUGCAGGACCUAUAAUCAGGAGGACUUGUGUUCAAGUCAAGCUUCUGAUAUUAACAAAUCGUGGGAUGAUGGGGCAAAUUACUUACCUCUCAGGGCUUCAGUUUUCUUUCUGGCAAAAGAAAGGCAUUGGAUUAAAAUGAUUGUCUAAGAUCCUUCCCAGCUCUAAAUUCAAUGAUUUUAUUUAUGAAGUGACCAAGGCAUUUAUCUGAACACGCAAUCGGGAUUUAUUGGGGUGGUAUUUCCCCACUGGGCAGCGGGGUUUGAGACCCUCAAGAGACCUGAUUUAAGGGGAGAAGAUACAACCGUGGUCUGAGCUCCUGGACAUUGCGAAGGAGCCUCAACCUUCCAAAGUAAGUGGGAGCAAUCGGGGAAAUGUUCUGUCAGUGGCACAGUGGAAGUUGAAGAGACUUUACAAAUCAUCUAGUCUAGCCCUGAGGUUCUCAACCUGGGGUUCAUGGAUCUCUGGGGGGUGUCUGUAGAUUUCAGGGGGCCGUGAAUUUGGAUGAGAAAAAGUUCAUCUAUUUUCACUGAGUGCUAAAUUGAAACUGAAAUUUUUAAUUGCUUAAAAAUCUCCCAGGGUGGAAAAUUUCUCCCACACCUAGAGAAUAGAGUCUGAAUGCAAAUAAAACCACACUAUUUUCACUUUAUUUUAUUUAUUUAUUUAUUUUUGGUGAUUGUUAAAUUGUGAUCUGUUCCUUCAUAAUAGGAUGAAUAUAGGAAUAUCUUUUACAUGAUUACACAUCUAUAACCUAUAUCAAAUUGCUUACCAUUUUAGGGAAGGAAGUGGGGAGAGAGGGAGGGAAAAAAUUUGGAACUCAAAAGUAAAUUAACAUUAAAAUUGUAUUUUUGUAAAUUGUAAAAACUGUAAUGUAAAAGGUAAAUUGUAAAAAAAAUAUGUAUAAUUGGAAAAAAUAGAACACUAUUUUUAAAAAACCAGUAAUAUAAUGAAAACCCCUCCCUCAGCCUCAGUUUUUCUUAUGGGUAAAAUGGGAUUAGCACUUAUACCUCCCAAAAUUGUAAGGAUAAAAUGAGGUAAUACUUGUAAAGUGCUUUGUGAACUUUAAAUUGAUAUAUGUCUGUGUGUAUACAUAUAUGUGUAUGUAUAUAUAUUUUUUAUAUUCUAAA